CAUUUUCGUUUUAUUUGGCCAUACUAGUAAAUUGUCCUUCGUCCUUUGCGAAAUUUAGAAGUUGUUCCGAAUAUUUUCAAUGGAGAACAUCAGCAUGGAUGACUUGGCAGCUAACCCUUUCACACAGCUUUUCCCUGACAUGAAUGAGGCAAGACAGUUCAUGAUGAUCUCUGCCUCACAGAAACAGGAAGCUUUGGAGAGGGUGGAAGCAGAGAAAGUUCGCAAAUGUAUACAACUCAGCAGUCUUCUGGAGAAAGUGUUUCUAUUCACACUUGAUCAAGAAAUUACUGACGAUAGUGACAGACCAACAAAGUUGGUAAUUAUCAGAGAGUUGGGUCAAUCACUUCAAAAGGGAAACCAGACAUGGCUGGAUAUGAAGUACAUUGAACAGGCUGUGUUUGAGCGUCUCCUGCUGACUAACCCUUUGGAUGAUGUAAUAUCUACAAAACAUAAGAGUUCCUCAGAUGAUGCAAAGGCCAGGCGACUUGCAGGAGAGGGGGAGGUUCUCCGGUACCUCAUGCAGUGCUUUGAACGGUCUCUCAUUGCAAAAAAGGACAAACAG
Molecule: messenger RNA, 562 nt
Organism: Mizuhopecten yessoensis (Yesso scallop)
Lineage: Eukaryota; Metazoa; Mollusca; Bivalvia; Pectinida; Pectinidae
Product: ubiquitin conjugation factor E4 A-like
Exons: 4
Source: RefSeq, a predicted model, not a curated record